Molecule: messenger RNA, 2283 nt
Organism: Engraulis encrasicolus (European anchovy)
Lineage: Eukaryota; Metazoa; Chordata; Actinopteri; Clupeiformes; Engraulidae
Product: coiled-coil domain-containing protein 6-like
Exons: 13
Coding region: 478-2163 (561 amino acids)
Biological process (GO): intracellular signal transduction
Cellular component (GO): intracellular anatomical structure
Source: RefSeq, a predicted model, not a curated record
GAGUCUGUGUGGGACAGAGUGACAGCGCUGAGUAGACUGGAGUAGCUGAAACUCUCUCACUCCACCACUACCAGAGGAAUACUGUCAUUUCAUUCUCUCUCUCCCUCUUUCCCACUCUCCCUCUCUCCCUCUCUCUAUCUCUCUCUUUCGGGCUUAUCAGCACAGGACGGAAUUCUGCAACAGCUCACAGCUGAGGUCAGAGCCAGCAACACACACGGAGAGAGAGAGACGUGCGUGUGUGUGUGUGUGUGUAUUUUGUUCCUUUUGUUCCUCUCGUACUCUCGGACGUACAAACACACGCGCCGAGGCAAGGCAAGGCAAGACAAGACAAGACGGUGUCCGCUCACAGCAGCGGCCGGAGUGUAUCUCGCAGCGGGGCGCAGGUGGUGUGUGUGUGUGUGUGUGUGUGUGUGUGUGUGUGUGUGUGUGUGUGUGUGCGUGUGACCGUGUGUGUGUGAAGAGGACUGCUGGGGAGAUAUGUUGCGAUCGGGGACUCCGGGUUCCAUUACCACCAUCACAGACAUUCCGGAGGAAAGUGAGAGGUCUAUACGAAGACUGCGGCUGACUCUUCAUCCUGUAGACUCGACAAGAAACAACAGAAGCAGAACAACACACACAGAUGGUAAACUGGUGAAUGGGAGUUGGGAGAAGAGGAAUGGCUUCAUCCGGGAGAGACCGGCCGGAAGAGAAUCUCCAGCCAACAUGGAGGAGCGUCGUGGUAGUGGCAGCAGCAGCGGUGGUGGUGGCAGCACGUUGACCAAUGGGGUGUCCCGAGAGGCGGGCUCAGACGGUACGUUGACCAAUGGCAGGUCGCGGGAGGAGGGGCCUAAGGUGUACGGGGUGGUGCGGCGCGGAGGAGACUCAGAGAACCAGGAAGUGAUGGCACGGGAGUGGUCUGUCAAUCACCUGCAGCAGGAGAUGAAGUACAUCAGAGAGGUGCGAGACUCUCUUGAGAAGGUGAGAGAGCGGAUGUACGGCCAGUUUGGAGGCAUGCAGCAGUCAGUGGAGAAGCUGUCACGAGAGAUCAAGGUGGAGGUCUCUCAGGAGGCCAGUGCUCAGGCCUUGAGGGAUCUGAACACCAAACUGCAGCAGCAAUACGACCAGAGACUACAGCAGGAACAGAGAAGACACCGAGAGGAGAUAGAAACACUACAGGCCCAGAUAGACGUGUAUGUGAAGCGUAUAGAGGAGCUGGAGCGUAACGCUCGCGAGGCGGAAGCCAAGAUAGCAGAGAGAGACCAGCGGAUACUGGAACUACAGAGACUUACAGACGCCAUGGGGAAGGAGAAGAACCAUCUGCACCAGAAGCUGCAGGAGACAGAACAGAAACUACAGCAGCUGAGUAGUAUGAACCAUAGAGACCCUGCUGUUAUCAAGAGGGAGCGUCAGCUUGAAGAGGAGUCCUCAGACCUGAAGGAGCGUAUUAAACACCUGAAUGACAUGGUCUUCUGCCAACAACGCAAGGUCAAGGGCAUGAUCGAGGAGGUUGAGCAUCUGCGUGCGAAGGUGGCCCAGAAGGAUGCCUUCAUCUCCGACCUGCUGGACCGACUGGCCAUCGUGGAGUGUGAGAAUAAUGAGCUAGAAGACAAGCUCAAGUAUUAUUUGUCUGUACAGAGCUCUGAGACAGACAGACCCUCCACCAGAGAAAUCGGCGUGGGCUGCGAUCUACCUGUGCCCAGGUCUGACCCCCCAGAGGAACAGCAGCCAUAUCAGCAGGCCUCGCCAUACCAGUCCUACUCCCCUCCUCCUCCCCCCGCCGCCCCCGCCCCAUCCCACUACACCCUCCCCAGGAUGAGCCGGCCCAACCCCAACCCCAACCCAAUCCCCAUCGCCUCAUCGCGUACCAACCCCGUCCCCCCGCCCCCCAUCACCCCGACGCGUUCCAACCCCAUCCCCCCCAGUAGCCGGUUGACCAGCACCCUCCUCCGCUACUCCCCAGUACAGUACAGCCAGUACCUCCGCACCCUGCCCCCUCCAGCCCCCAGGGACCACCACUACCCAGACUCCCCAGACUACACCUCUCCUUACUCGGACUCCUCCGAUGACGAUGACGAUGACCCCCCCAUGACCUCCUACGCCCCCAUCGCCAGGACGGCCCCCCCUCAGCUCUACACCCCCUUCAUGCGCCUCAUGGACAUCAGUGCCAAGAUAGACAUCCAAUAGGGUGAGGCCAAGAACGGCAGCAUCCAAUAGGAGGAGAGGAGGAACGGCAACAUCCAAUAGGGUGAGGCCAAGAACGGCAACAUCCAAUAGGAGGAGAGGAGGAACGGCAACAUCCAAUAG